Messenger RNA from Chanos chanos (milkfish), 1371 nucleotides. RefSeq names its product nuclear receptor subfamily 6, group A, member 1b (gene nr6a1b). NCBI's taxonomy places the organism in Eukaryota, Metazoa, Chordata, Actinopteri, Gonorynchiformes, Chanidae. The record is from RefSeq and is a predicted model, not a curated record. The coding region runs from base 1 to 1371 and encodes 456 amino acids. The transcript has 9 exons. Gene Ontology annotation, molecular function: zinc ion binding; sequence-specific DNA binding; DNA-binding transcription factor activity. Gene Ontology annotation, biological process: regulation of DNA-templated transcription.
AUGGAUGGAUGGGAUGAUGAACAGGUUGACCAGCGGUCUUGUCUGAUUUGUGGAGAUAGAGCUACUGGUCUCCAUUAUGGCAUUGUUUCAUGUGAAGGCUGCAAGGGAUUCUUCAAGCGCAGCAUCUGUAACAAGCGAAUUUAUCGUUGUAGCCGUGAUAAGAAGUGCCAGAUGUCCCGCAAACAGCGAAACCGUUGCCAGUACUGCCGUCUGCUCAAGUGUUUAAAGAUGGGCAUGAACCGCAAAGCGAUCAGAGAAGAUGGGAUGCCUGGGGGGCGUAAUAAAAGCAUUGGGCCCGUUCAGAUUUCGCAUGAUGAGAUUGAGCGGAUUAUGUCUGGUCAAGAGUUCAAGGAAGACAUAGGCCUGCCCGAGCACACCUGGAGUAACAAUGGAGACAGUGACCAUGGUUCCCCUGGCAACGCAUCUAUCUCUGAGGGCAAUCAGCCAUCACCUGUCUCUACCCUCUCAUCUGGUCGUUCUGUGGAGCUGAAUAACUGUUCAGCAGCCUAUGGGGACCAGUAUGCAGGGACACAGAUUUCUGCACACUACCAGUUUCUGCCCCAGCUGAUUGGCUAUGCUGCCCAGUCAGGACUGCUGCUCCCCCCCGCCCGUGGCCUGUACCCUCAGACACACACACUUAUCACACAGCUGCUGGAGGCAGAAGAUAUGACUCCACUCAAUACACCCAUGCUAAUAGAGGAAGGGUACCAUGUGACUCAGGUGGAACUGUUUGCAUUGCUGUGUCGGCUGGCAGAUGAGCUGUUAUUCCGACAGGUUUGGUGGGCGAAGCGUUUGCCAUUUUAUUCCGAGUUUUCAGUGGAGGAUCACACUCACCUUUUGGGGUCGUCGUGGCAAGAACUCAUACUGCUGGCUAGCCUUACAAUCCACAGUCCUCAGAUAAACACAGAUCUCACCAACAUCACUAGCCAGUACACACCUUCAUCUCGGGAAAUACAGGGGUUUAGUGAGGAGUCUAUGGAAGUGAUGGAGAAGAUGAUUUAUCUGUUUCGUAAGUUUCAGCAGUUGAAGGUCAGCAAUGAAGAGUAUGUCUGCAUGAAGGUCAUCAAUUACUUCAACCAGGAUAUCAGUGGUCUGGCUUGUCCGGCCCAGUUGGACCAGCUGAAUAAGCGUUACUGGUAUGUGUGUCAGGAUCUGACAGAAUAUAAACACCCUCAGCAGCCUAAACGUUUCCCUGAGCUCAUGAUGUGUCUGCCUGAGAUUCGCUGUAUCGCCGGAAAAAUGGUGAACGUGCCUUUGGAGCACCUCCCUCUGCUUUUUAAAGCAGUACUGCACUCCUGCAGGACCAAUCAGAACCACCUCCGAGCAAACUCCGCUCCCCUCCCAACCUCAGGAUGCUCCCCUGAUAACUGA